Messenger RNA from Macaca mulatta (Rhesus monkey), 1448 nucleotides. NCBI's taxonomy places the organism in Eukaryota, Metazoa, Chordata, Mammalia, Primates, Cercopithecidae. The record is from RefSeq and is a predicted model, not a curated record.
UUAUGCACAUCAGGUAGAACUUUAUUAUGACAGAUACUAGAAAUGUACAAAGUGAAGUUAAAAGGUAACUCCUAGCAGCACAUCUUACUCCCUGGAUUCUCUAAUGAGAUGGGUGUUUCUACUUUGCUGUUGCCUUUUUGAAUAGUUCAAUUCUCACAUUAGUACUGCUGUGUGGGAGGGAGUAUGUGUGAACAGAGUAAGAGUUGUGACAAUCAAGUCAUAGAAUAAAUGCUUGGAAAUUUUAGAAUCAUGUAAACAGCUUAUGGAUUGAGUAUAGAUUCCCAGUGCUGUCAGUCUCACCCGUCCUACUAUCCACAUAUGUGGAAUGUUCUAGGACUCCAUGGCUUUUGAGGAUGUGGCUGUGAACUUUACCCAGGAGGAAUGGGCUUUGGUAGAUUCUUCUCAGAAGAAUCUCUGCAGAGAAGUGAUGCAGGAAACCUGCAGGAACCUGGCUUCUGUAGAAAUCAUGUGGUACAGAGACUGUGUGAAAGCAAAGAAGGUAGACAGUAUGGACAAGUAGUCAGCCAAAUUCCAAAUCUUGAUCUGAAUGAGAACAUUUCUACUGGAUUAAAACAAUGUGAAAGCAGUGUUUGUGGAAAAGUCUUUGUACAUCAUUCCCUCCUUAAUAGGCACAUCCUGGCUCACUCAGGAUACAAACCAUAUGGAGAGAAGCAAUAUAAAUGUGAACAAUGUGGGAAAUUCUUCGUUUCUGUUCCAGGUGUUAGAAGACACAUGAUAAUGUACAGUGGAAAUCCAGUUAUAAAUAUACGAUAUGUGGGAAAGUGUUUUAUUUUCUCAAUUCAUUUGAAAGACAUCAGAUCCGGGAAAGAAAGACAUCAGAGAACUCACACAGGAGAAAAACCCUAUAAAUAUAAACAAUGUGGUAAAGCGUUCACUGUUUCCGGUUGUUGUCUAAUACAUGAACGAACUCACACUGGAGAGAAACCCUAGGAAUGUAAGGAAUGUGGGAAAACAUUUAGAUUUUCUUGUUGUUUUAAGAUGCGUGAAAGGACUCACACUAGAGAAAGAUCCGAUACAUGUACCAAAUGUGAUAAAGCCUUCAGCUGUCCCACUUCCCUUCGUAACCAUGGAAGCAUUCAUACUGGAGAGAGACCCUAUGAAUGUAAACAAUGUGGCGAAGCCUUUAGUCAUUUGAGUUCCCUUUGUAACCAUAGAAGUACUCAUACUGGAGAGAAAGCCUAUGAAUGUAAACAAUGUGACCAAGCCUUCAGUCGUCUCAGUUCCCCUCACCUCCACGAAAGAAUUCAUACUGGAGAAAAACCCUAUGAAUGUAAGAGAUGCGGUAAAGACUACGCUCGUUCCAGUCAUCUUACUCGCCAUGAAAGAAGUCAUGAUAUAGAGGCUGGGUAUAGUGACUCGGCCUAUAAUCCCAGCACUUUGGGAGGCCAAGGUGUGUGUAUUGCUUGAGCCCAGGAGUUCAUAACCAG